AUGGGUUCUCCAGAGAAGAAUGGGAUAGAGAAAGGAGAAAUGGGGGAGAAGGAAAUUAGAAAGCAUAAUAUAGGCAUAAUUUUCAGAUAUGCUGAUUGGGUUGAUAUUUUGCUAAUGGUUUUGGGUACUUUUGGAGCUAUUGGGGAUGGCAUGUCAACAAACUGGUUAAUAAUCUUUGCCGGCCGUAUAAUGAACAGCAUGGGUUAUGGUAAUACCCAACAAAAUAAUAACAAUUUCAUGGAAGAGGUCGAAAAGUGCUGCUUAUACUUUACAUACUUGGGAUUAGCAGCAAUGGUGGUGGCUUUCAUGGAAGGUUACUGUUGGAGCAAAACCAGCGAGAGGCAAGUGUUGAAGAUUCGUUACAAGUAUUUGGAAGCCAUUCUUAGGCAAGAAGUUGGCUUCUUUGAUUCACAGGAAGCAACUACUUCAGAAGUCAUCAAUAGCAUAUCUAAAGAUACAUCUCUCAUACAAGAAGUCCUCAGCGAAAAGGUUCCAAUAUUUGUGAUGAAUUCAUCUGCCUUCAUCUCAGGACUUGCAUUUUCCGCUUACCUUUCAUGGAGGUUGGCUAUAGUAGUUUUCCCAGCACUGCUUCUCCUCAUCAUUCCAGGAAUAAUUUAUGGAAAGUACCUUCUCUAUCUAUGCAAGAAAGCUUCCAAGGAAUAUGGCAAAGCAAAUGCCAUUGUGGAGCAGGCUCUGAGUUCCAUUAAGACCGUUUAUUCAUUCACAGCUGAAAGGAGAAUUGUUGAGAGAUAUUCAGCUAUAUUGGAUAGGACAAUAAAGCUGGGACUGAAGCAAGGCAUAGCAAAAGGUUUGGCUGUGGGCAGCACAGGGAUUGCUUUUGCGAUAUGGGCUUUCCUAGCUUGGUAUGGAAGCCAUUUGGUUAUGUACAAAGGAGAAAGCGGAGGAAGGAUCUACGCAGCUGGCGUCUCCUUCAUAUUGGGCGGACUGUGUCUUGGAGUAGCACUUGCUGAUUUGAAGUACUUCACAGAAGCCACCAUUGCUGCUACGAGAAUCUUUGCUAGGAUUGACCGGACUCCGGAAAUUGAGAGUGAGGACACAAAGGGCAUUGUGUUAGACACAAUUCGAGGAGAUAUAGAAUUUGAUCAGGUCAAAUUCAUAUAUCCUUCUCGUCCUGAUUCCGUUGUUCUCAAAGAUUUCAACCUCAAAGUUGAAGCAGGCAAAACUGUGGCUCUCGUUGGUGCAAGCGGAAGCGGUAAAUCCACUGCAAUUGCAUUGGUGCAACGUUUUUAUGAUGCAAACGAUGGAGCAGUGAAGAUUGAUGGGGUUGAUAUAAGAAGAUUGCAAUUAAAAUGGAUCAGAGGAAAAAUGGGUCUUGUUAGUCAAGAACAUGCAUUAUUUGGGACAUCAAUAAAGGAAAAUAUAAUGUUUGGGAAGCUAGAUGCUACGAUGGAUGAAGUCAUGGCUGCUGCCAUGGCUGCGAAUGCCCACAAUUUCGUAAGACAGCUUCCGGAAGGGUAUGAAACAAGGAUUGGCGAACGCGGAGCACUGUUGUCAGGAGGACAAAAGCAGCGAAUUGCUAUUGCCAGAGCCAUUAUCAAGAACCCUGUGAUUCUCCUACUUGAUGAAGCAACAAGUGCUCUAGACUCCGAAUCAGAAACACUGGUCCAAAAUGCACUUGAUCAGGCCUCCAUGGGAAGAACCACUCUGGUUGUUGCCCACAAGCUCUCCACUAUUAGAAAUGCAGACCUCAUUGCAGUAGUUAAUAAUGGUUGUAUCAUUGAAAUGGGAUCGCACAACGAUCUGAUAAACAUGAAGAACGGACACUAUGCCCAACUUGCAAAGCUACAAAGACAAUUCAGCUGCGAUGACCAUGAACAAAAUCCUGAAACACGCCUUUCUUCUGUUGGAAGAAUGAGUACAGGCAGGCUAAGCACAGCCAAAUCAAGCCCAGCUUUCUUUGCUACACCAGUGCACAUUGAAAGUCCAAAAAAACCAGUAUCUCAUCCCUCUCCUUCCUUCUCUCGGCUUCUCUCUUUAAAUUCCCCUGAAUGGAAGCAAGGUUUGAUUGGUAGCCUCUCUGCUAUAGCUUUUGGCGCAGUCCAACCUGUCUAUGCCUUAACCGUUGGUGGCAUGAUUUCAGCCUUUUUUGCAAAAAGCCACCAAGAAAUGCAGGCUCGAAUUCGUACUUAUGCUUUGAUAUUUUCUCUACUCACCUUGUUCUCCAUCAUUCUGAAUCUUAUUCAGCAUUAUAAUUUUGCUUAUAUGGGUGAGCGGCUAACCAGGAGAAUCCGAAAGAGAAUGCUAGAAAAAAUGUUGUCCUUUGAAGCUGCUUGGUUUGAUGAAGAGAAAAACUCUAGUGGAGCUUUAUGUUCUAGUUUGAGCAAUCAGGCUUCUAUGGUUAAGACUCUUGUUGCAGACAGAAUUUCAUUGUUAGUUCAAACAACUUCAGCUGUUACCAUCGCAAUGAUUAUAGGACUAAUUGUUGCUUGGAAGUUAGCGGUAGUCAUGAUUGCAGUCCAACCUGUCACAAUUCUAUGUUUCUACACUCGAAAAGUUCUGCUUUCUAGUAUUUCAACUAAUUUUGUCAAGGCACAAAAUCAAAGUACUCAGAUAGCGGUGGAAGCAGUCUAUAAUCAUAAAAUUGUGACUUCAUUUGGGUGCAUUGGUAAGGUUCUUGAACUUUUCGAUGAGGCUCAAGAGGAACCAAGGAAAGAGGCAAGGAAAAAAUCAUGGCUUGCAGGAAUUGGCAUGGGGUCUGCUCAUUGCUUGACCUUUAUGUCAUGGGCAUUGGAUUUCUGGUAUGGAGGUAAGCUAGUUGAAAUGGGAGAGAUAUCAGCAGGGGAUGUGUUUAAGACAUUCUUUGUCUUGGUGAGCACUGGAAAGGUCAUAGCUGAUGCCGGAAGCAUGACCUCUGAUCUAGCCAAAGGCUCAACCGCAGUGGCAUCUGUUUUUGAAAUCCUUGACCGGCAAUCCUCAAUUCCAGGGUCUCAAGGAGGAGAUGGCACCAGUGGAACGAAGUUGGAAAGAAUUACUGGAAAGAUCGAGCUGAAGAAGGUAGAUUUUGCAUAUCCAAGCAGGCCAGAGACACUAGUUUUACGCCAAUUUAGCUUGGAAGUGAAACUAGGCACAAGUGUUGGACUAGUUGGGAAAAGUGGCUGUGGAAAAUCAACUGUGAUUGGACUAAUCCAAAGAUUUUAUGAUGUUGAAAUGGGGUCAGUGAGAGUAGAUGGUAUCGACAUAAGAGAACUUGAUGUUCAAUGGUACAGGAGGCAAAUGGCGCUUGUCAGCCAAGAACCAGUAAUUUAUUCUGGCAGCAUCCGGGAUAACAUUGCGUUUGGAAAACUUGAUGCAUCAGAGAAUGAAGUUGUAGAGGCAGCUAGAGCUGCAAAUGCUCACGAAUUUAUCUCGGCAUUGAAGGAAGGAUACGAGACAGAAUGUGGGGAAAGAGGAGUUCAAUUAUCAGGAGGGCAAAAACAAAGAAUAGCCAUUGCUAGAGCUAUAAUUCGGAACCCAAGAAUUCUUUUACUAGAUGAGGCAACCAGCGCUCUUGACGUGCAAUCUGAGCAAGUUGUUCAAGAAGCAUUGGAUAGAACCAUGGUCGGAAGGACCACAGUUGUGAUAGCUCAUCGGCUUAACACAAUAAAAAAAGUAGACUUAAUUGCAUUUGUUGCCGAUGGGAAGGUGGUGGAGCGAGGCACCUACGCUCAGCUCAGGAACCACCAAGGAGCAUUCUCCAAGCUUGCUAGUCUUCAAACAUAAUUUGUGCUUGUUAACUCUUCAAGGCUGGAAUUUACCGCUAGCUAGCAGUUAGACGGUGUUCCCUAGAGCUACCUGGCCACUCACACUUGGAUUAAACUUAAAAGAGAUCUCCUACUUGUCUGUAAUGCAGAAAAUUGCACAAAAAUGGGGCUGUGAAGAUAUCCAAACAUGGGAAAUCCGUUUAUAGAUUCGUAUCAGAUCGAUGGUGUUUAACUUGACCCAUGGCACAGCAGUGAUAUAUUGUAUCAUGUAUAAGUAAGAUUUAUCAACCAUGAUAUAUAUUUGAACGAGUCUGUAUCAUUUUAACUUUCAAACAAUUCAAACUCUAAAUAUCAAAAAAUA
Theobroma umbraticum is the source of this 4062-nucleotide messenger RNA. RefSeq names its product putative ABC transporter B family member 8. Gene Ontology annotation, biological process: transmembrane transport. NCBI's taxonomy places the organism in Eukaryota, Viridiplantae, Streptophyta, Magnoliopsida, Malvales, Malvaceae. The record is from RefSeq and is a predicted model, not a curated record. Gene Ontology annotation, molecular function: ATP binding; ABC-type transporter activity; ATP hydrolysis activity. Gene Ontology annotation, cellular component: membrane.